AUGGGGAUUUCUCUCACGUACACCUUGGAAUGUCACUCAUUAUCAGACGACGAGCCUGAGCCGGCAGAUGAACAUUAUGAACUGCAGCCUGUCGAAGAUCCCGUCAAAGCGGCUCGUGCGCUCUACAACUUUGAAGGAAAGGCUGAAUUCAGGGAACUGACCGUCGAGGCUGGAGAUGAACUGAACAUUUUGAAGGAGGAGGCCGGAGAUGGCUGGAGUUUGGUGAGAGUGAGCUCUGGUGAGAUAGGACUUUUGACUCAGACAUAUUACACGUGCGCGACUAGUUUUCUUUCUGCACCGUUAGCCGUUCAUGGGAGAAAUGAGCCACCUAUCAGCACGAUCACUCCACAAGCAUCUUUCCAGCAUCAGUCAAAGCCACUUUCUAUCGUCCCUCAGGAUACCGGUGAAUGGACGAACCCUCUCCCAAGUUUCAGGCAAAGCCUUCUUAGAGGCAAGACUCUGAAUCGGUUCUCCGGGUUCGUGACAAGUGGUGCAGAAGAGUGGGUUCUCGAAGGCUACGUCGAUCCAGUCAUUCCAAGUUCAUCCUCUUCACACCAGCAGAUCUCUACGGAAGACUCCAUCAAUGAUGAUAAUACUAGGCUCAGCAGACUUGGGCUGGGGAAGCAGACGCUGGCCCUGCGCCUUUCAGGAGCAUAUACCAUGUAUAGCGUUACUUCACUGUUUUCUUCGGCUACAGAUGAAUCAUAUGAUCCAUACAUCCCACCGAUCUCUCCUACCCGCAUAACAGUUCAACGGCGGUUCUCUCACUUCAUCGUGUUACACACUUCAACUAAACGUCUUCCCGGUAUUGCGCUCCCACCACUUCCUGAGAAACAGUAUGCUGGGUGGUUCAGUGCUGUUUUGUCGAGGCUCGUAGAUCGACGGCUUCUCUUGAUCGACGGUGUGGACGAGGCCCAGCGCCGGUUAUCUGGAGCUGGUCCACCCGAUAGCAGCCCGGCUGUUUGGAUACCCUGCUGGAUCCGCAAGACGCCUGCUCAUGUGAAGAAAAAGAAGAUUGCACAGGCUGCUUUGAAUGAGAGCCCGGUUUUCAUUAAACAUUUGUUGCGCAGAGGCACUCGUCGAUAUGUGACCCAGGGCGCCUCUCGUGUCACAGUUCCACAAAGAUCUGCAAGGUCUGCGAUGGGGUCUACCGCAUUUAGGCCUUCCGAUCGUCUUUCUUCUCCUUCCUCGCGGGGAAGCGAAUCUUUGCGGAAGACGUAA
Suillus fuscotomentosus is the source of this 1221-nucleotide messenger RNA. RefSeq lists its product as uncharacterized. Gene Ontology annotation, cellular component: plasma membrane; cytoplasmic vesicle. The transcript has 4 exons. Bases 1 to 1221 code for a protein of 406 amino acids. The record is from RefSeq and is a predicted model, not a curated record. Gene Ontology annotation, biological process: endosomal transport; endocytosis; plasma membrane tubulation. Gene Ontology annotation, molecular function: protein binding; phosphatidylinositol binding. Lineage: Eukaryota; Fungi; Basidiomycota; Agaricomycetes; Boletales; Suillaceae.